AUGAAUACCACCCUCGAAUUACACUUGCCAAAAUUGCAGCAAUUCAUUUAGAAUUUUACAGAGGACAAGAAUUCGGUGGAUUUAUCAAAGUUACAGAAUACACUUGAAUUGAGAAUCCAAUAAACUUCUAUAUCUGUUAAUGAAGUACUCCACUUUUACGAAUAUUGUCAAUCAUAGGAGUUCUUAAAAAUGCAUAGCUCUAGAAAUUGGACCGAUGAAGAAUGGAAAAUAUUAUUAUGGGUAACACUAUAGUAUAGCUAAUUGCAUUCCAAAGGCAGCGAUGAAUUUUAAGGAUAGGAUUGGAAUAAUAUAUCUGAAAUAAUAGCAUUCAAAGACUCCUUAAAUUGCUAAUUUAAAUGGUUUUCUCACUUGAGAGUUGUUCCUACAAAUAAGAAUUGGUUACCUGAGGAAGAUAAGUUGCUUUAUAAAAUAAUGACAAAAGAACCAAACAUCAAGUGGUUUGAAGUGUAAUAUGAAAUGUUUAUUUAAUCGCAAGGAAUCUAUUUUAGAAAGGCAAAAUAAUACAGAGAGAGGUGGAAUAAUUAUCUGAAUCCCUAAGUAAAUAGAGGUAUUUGGACUGAGUUUGACGAUUAUAAUUUACUAUAAAUUACAUUGGUGGAGGGUUUGAGAUGGUCUAACAUAUCGAAAAAGUUAAAAAAUAGGACUGAGAACUAAGUUAAGAAUAGAUUCAAAAGUCUAAUCAACAAGGAAAAGAAAAUAGUUCAAAUUCCAUAAGAUUUGCUUUAGGAUAAUUAGGAUGAUCCUAUGAAACACGGAUUAGAUAAAAUGACUGAAUUCUUGAUUCAUUCGAUUCUGAGUAGAUUAAAACCAGUGGAAAAUACCUAAAACUCUAGCAACAGCAAUCAAUAAGAACAAUAACACUUUAACAACGAAUAAUCAUUCCCUUAGAUACCCUAAUAUCCUUUUAUGAUGCCUCCACAACAAUAUUACUUCUAACAAUUUGCACAAAUCCCUUAGAUCCAAUAGAUUUAGACGAUUCCUACAAUGCAACCAUAAUUUAAAUAACAAUUAUAGGGAAUGAAUAUUUAGAUACCACCACAUCAAUCUUUAAUUUCGUAAUAGCUCAUGCAAUAACAAUUAAUUCAAUAACAAUAACAACAACAAUAAUAGAUGAUCCCUAACUUUUAUUAAGGCCAAUACAUUCCUUAAUAAUUUAUAUAAUAAUAAUAGCAACAAUUUAAAUUCAAUCUAUAUUCAUCUUAACAAAAUACACCUACCAAUUCAAUAGGAACACUUAGUUCUUAACGUUCUGAAAAACUGAUUUCCGAUUAGAUCAAGGAAGAAGAAAACAGUGGAUCAUCUUCAAAUAAAGAACCCAAAGUUUAAAAAUUGGUUUGUGUAUCUGCUUAAUCAUCCAUUAAUGGUUCAACAAGUUCGGUGAAUUCUAUGGAUAUUCUGAAUAAAAUAGCCCAGAUCCUAUUUAAAAAAGAAAGCAUUAACGAUCAUAAUCAGGUGCCUUUGAUAUAAACAAUUAAGGAAAGGUUAAGACUAAGAGAUCGAGAUUCUUUUAUGCUUCGAAUGAUGGUUGAAUUAAUUUAAUUAAUGAAUAAAUUUUUAUCAAAAUCAUUCACAUAGCUUCCUUGUUAUUGGGUAUCAAAGUCUUAUAACACAUCCUAAGAAAUCUAAAUUUGUAGUUCAAAACUCGAUUUAACUCGUGAUGAUUUAUAACCUGAUGAGUUGACCACUUUGAUAUGUACAUAAUUAGAUCCAAUUAAACUCAUUGAUAUCUACAACAGGUACAAAUGCUAAUUUACUGAACGCCAUUUAUUGCAGAGUUUAAAAAUCACUGCUAAAAUGCAGGGAAUGUAUAAUUUGCCUGUUUAUGAUCAUUAUUUUAAUGAAUCCUAUUAAAAUCUAAUAAGACAAUUCAACCAAUAUAUAUCCACCUUAAACAAUCUAGAUCUCGGGGACUUCAUAUAUUGGUAUAAGAAACUCUAUUAUGACAAUGCUAGCGUAGGAUUCUUAAAUUCUGUUGAUACUAAACAACUGCAAUCCAUUACUAAAAACUACAUUGAGGAAAAUCAAUUCCUGCCAAGAUAAUUGAACAUGAUCUAUGAAUGCGUUGACAUGAUUUUCCCAUAUGAGGAACCUUUAAGUAAACUUUUCAUUGAUUAUGUGUUUUCAACCAACGAAAUCACAGUCGUGUAACUAAUGCAAUUUCUCGCUUCUAUAAAUAAGAAGUUCAUAUUAAAGAAAAAAGUAGACCUCUAUUGUAUAUUAUAAGUCUUGAACUAUUCAAAAAAUGUGGGCAAAAGUUUCGACGUUGAUUAAUAUGCAUUCAUGACUAAGUGCUUCAUAAAUAUGAGACUAAAAUAUCACAUUACAGAAAAAUAGUACCUGGAAUAAAUUGAUGAAAAAUUAGAAGCUACAAAACAAAAUGUGAAGUAUUUAGAAUCAUAAUCUAUUAUUGCUAUCCUAUAAUAUUGUAAAUAUUAAGGUUCUGAUGAAUCCAAACCCUUAUUGCUUCUCAUACACGAAUAAAUUCAAUAAAUGUUAUAAAAAUAUGAAGAUAAAUAAAAUAAUCUUAAUUUUGAGUUCUUAAUUUAAUAUUUAUAGAAUGUGAUAUUUGCUGAUUAUAUAGACAAAAACGAUAUUCUCAAACUCGAAUCUGUUUGCUUAAAUUUACUUAAAGAAAAUUUUAAUAUAACUAAUAUUUACUAAAUGUCCUUAUACUAUUUGGAAAAAAAGACUAAGUGCGUACCUUUUGCAGAAUACUUGAAAAUUAUUCUUGAAAAUCUAAGUUUUUAGAAUAUUAAUUUAAACAUUAAAAAUCUUGUGUAUCUUCAUUUCAUUUGUGAAAUGGAUAUUUCAAAAUUUUUAAGACAACUAAACAAUCCAAAUUUCUCCUCUAAUCAAAUAGUUAAUUAUGAUGAUGUUUAAUUAUCUAAGACAUCUAUCCUUAAUAUUGUUAUUUUGUUUGAUGAAUAUCCAUAAUUACAACUUCCUGAAUUUAUAGCUAGUUAAUUUUAUAAAAUGAGCUCCAUGCCUCUAUUAUUCACCUUAUGUAAUUGCCAGUACUUCAGCCCUAGAAUAAGAGCAUUAUACACUUAAAAAUUGCAAAACUUAAGAGGGGAAGGAAGACUUGAUAGGCGCUUUAGAUAGAACGUGUUAGAAUCCAUUAAAACUGAAGAAGAUGCUUCUCAUUUAUUUAAAUGGUUUUUUCAAAGCAAUAAAUUUUAAUUAAAUACUGCCUUACUAUAAGUUCUUAUUUCAAAUGAAAACAAUAAUAUCACGAGGCCUCAAGCUUACUUUUUAUAUUUAGUAAUUUAGAGUUCUGUAGAUGUUUUGGAUAUGGAGAUAAUUAUAAAUGAAUUAAUCUAUCAAACUAGACUUUUCGAUUUUAUAAUGUAAAUAGAUUCAGAAAUGAUAAAUUAAAUCCUUGAAUAGUCUUAUAAAUUCAAUGAUGGAUAAGGCACAGCAAUUAUGAUCUAAUUACUAGAAGAAAAAUGCCCAAAUAACUUAAAAUAAUUCAAAAUUCCUAAACAUUUAAUGCUAAAUUAUUAAUGUCUUAAAUAAUACGAUGCAAACUUCAUUUUAAUGAUGAUUAAGUAUCAUUGUUACCCUUUGAAGGAUAGUUUAAAAAUUUUCAACAAUUUAAUUAAUUUCCAGCAAAAUGAAUUAAGACUAUUUAUACUAUAUUUAGAAAUGAGUUAAACAAUUGGAUUAGAAAAGAUGCAUUCCUAUAUUUUAAAACAAAUAAAAAAACUCAAUGAAACCUAUAUUAUAUAAAUAUAAUGA
Paramecium tetraurelia is the source of this 3759-nucleotide messenger RNA. RefSeq lists its product as uncharacterized. The transcript has 7 exons. NCBI's taxonomy places the organism in Eukaryota, Ciliophora, Oligohymenophorea, Peniculida, Parameciidae. Gene Ontology annotation, cellular component: nucleus. Gene Ontology annotation, biological process: regulation of DNA-templated transcription. Gene Ontology annotation, molecular function: DNA-binding transcription factor activity, RNA polymerase II-specific; RNA polymerase II cis-regulatory region sequence-specific DNA binding. The record is from RefSeq and is a predicted model, not a curated record.